Molecule: messenger RNA, 589 nt
Organism: Ostreococcus lucimarinus CCE9901
Lineage: Eukaryota; Viridiplantae; Chlorophyta; Mamiellophyceae; Mamiellales; Bathycoccaceae
Exons: 1
Coding region: 1-555 (184 amino acids)
Source: RefSeq, a predicted model, not a curated record
AUGGCGUUACCGGUGUCGAUUUUCGACGAUCCGUUGCUGGAGGAGAUGCCGUUUUACGUCGAAACGUCGAAGCGGAAGUUGGAGAUUGGGUCCAUGUCUCCGGUGGCGGCGAAUCGCAAACGAUUGAGCAUUGACGUUCCUGAACCGUUUGACGACGUGUGCGAGAGCUCUCCGCUCGGUAUUCCUCGCCAACGCCGUCGUUUGAGCGCUAACGGCCGUCGAACGACGCUUCACGAGUUGUUAUCGCCCAGACGCACGCUCAACAUGGGCGUGAGCGAGGAGUCCAAGCGCGUGCACGAUCUCAAGCCCACAGAUUUGGACAGCGCGCGCGAAACCCCGCAAGUCGUCGCUCAGAAAGCGGUUUCACGCUCGCAGUCCCUGAGCUCGAUGGCGCGCGACGCCGACGGAAGAGUAUCGCCCACCGGCGCCUUCAAAGCGGCGCUUCGAUCGCCCGAAAUCGUCGGCCCGCGCGACACGCUCUCGAGACAACUCAGUCGAGGCCUGUCGUGCGAAAAGUUAUUUAACACCUCCGCGUCGCCCGCUCGCGUCGCGUGAGAUCCCAUCCCGUUGUAAAGUAUCAUCUUAAACC